This is a messenger RNA of Anastrepha obliqua, 1268 nucleotides long. It is a transcript of the gene geminin, whose product is annotated as geminin. The record is from RefSeq and is a predicted model, not a curated record. The transcript has 3 exons. Bases 143 to 829 code for a protein of 228 amino acids. Gene Ontology annotation, biological process: negative regulation of cell cycle; negative regulation of DNA replication. NCBI's taxonomy places the organism in Eukaryota, Metazoa, Arthropoda, Insecta, Diptera, Tephritidae. Gene Ontology annotation, cellular component: nucleus.
AUUUACAAUAGCAAAGCAGUGAAGUAAUUUCUUUCAAUCGCCAUAGUUUGAAAAUAAUUGUUUUUUUGGAAGUGUAUCAACGGCGUCAUUUACGCGCGUUUUAGUAAUUUUAAUUACGUAGUUUUAAUCAUAAAUCGAUAAAAUGUCUAAUGUCUCCACGAAAAAGGUCUUCAUUCAAAUUGAAUCGGCAGCCGAACAACAGGAGAAUUUGAAGAAUCAGCGCAAGACGUUUAAGGUGUUGCAACCGGGUGGGAUCGCCACUGACAAAGAAAACUUGGCUGGGCGCCCACAAAUUGACAAACUGAGUCGCCUCAAAGCUGCUACUGAGGCCACAUUGGCUUCCACCGAUUUAGCGAAGCGUAAGAAGGUAGAGACACGUGUGUCGGAAACACAAACAAGUCCUCAGAAAAAGGUAGGCGGCGUAGAGAAGACUACAAUAACAGCCGAAGAUCUUACCAGUGAAGAGAGCCCGGGUGAACUAUAUUGGGAGCAUUUAGCUGAGAAGCGACGUGUGGCUCUAGAUGAAACGCUUUCAGAAAAUAAACGCUUGCACGAACGAAUUGAAGGCUUGGAGGCUGAGUUAGAUACGUCGCGCCAAAUGUUAAGCGAGGCACGUAAUUUGGUGGAAGUAUUAACAGAGAUGUUAAAUGAAAAUGAGGCUGAACGUGAGAUUGAAAGUGAUGGUGGAGUAACGGGUGGAGAAGAACAGGAGGAGGCUGCUGGCAAUAUACUGGAUGACGAUGACAACAGCAUUUUAACCAAAUCAAGUACUGCACCACCAUUACCUGAAGAAGAGCAAAAGGGAUUGGAACACGUCCGUCGGGCUUAAAUUUAGAAAUUGCCGGAGAAUGCUGAAUGCUUAACUCCACGAUGUUAGUAAAAUUGGAGUCGACUCAUCAAAUCCUUUUUAGCUUUUUAUUAUUAUAUAAUUACCUUAAAUACGCUAGUUUAUUUAAACAUUUUCGUAUUAAUACAAUAUUUGUACCCGACAAGACGCUCUAUAAGAAAGCGACGGGAGGGCUGCUGCUCAUUACCGGGGCUCCAGUGUACUAAAAAAUAGUCAACUCUCACAUUUACUGAAAUUUUUUUUUUGUUCUUAACAAAAUGUUCAACUGUUUAAAACUAGAUUUUUAAUUUUAUACGUGUUAUUUUCGGAUUUGAAAAUUGUUUCAUAUUCUAUGCGUGUUUCUAACUAGCAGUGAGAAAUACAAGCCUAUGUGUAUAUACAUGGUUGUCGAUAACAUCAAAUAUAUAAGUGUUGCAAAAUA